AUGUCUUAUCAGUUGUAUAGGUCGACAACAUUGGGUAUGGCUCUUCGAAGCACAUUAGAUGAAUUUGUGGAGGACGGUACAAUCACGCCUUCUUUAGCUCAAACAGUACUGACAACUUUCGACAAGUGCAUCAACCGGGCAUUAUCUCAGCGAGUUAAAAAUAAAGUUAAUUUCAAGGCUGACAAACUGAAAGCAUAUCGAUUUUGUGACAAUGUCUGGACAUUUGUAAUGGAAAACGUUGAAUUCCGUGAUGUAACACAACCGGUGGAUGGCGUUGUUGAUCGCGUGAAAAUUGUAGCAUGUGAUGCAAGUGCCGCAAAAUUAGCCAACACAUAG
This is a messenger RNA of Cercopithifilaria johnstoni, 336 nucleotides long. The record is from the annotation of a GenBank genome assembly. NCBI's taxonomy places the organism in Eukaryota, Metazoa, Nematoda, Chromadorea, Rhabditida, Onchocercidae.